AUGAGGACAGCUUGGCCAGAAAUGGAACUCACCCAGCUUUCGCCCGUGACUGCAGUCACUUUCAACAUUGAUGACUACUACUACUACGAUGACAACUGCCAGUAUCAGCAUCUGCAACAUAUGGCUACUUUCCUUCCUAUCCUAUACACUGCUGUGUUCCUGGUGGGCAUUGUUGGCAACUCCAUCUUGAUAGCAGCCUUGGUCUUCAAGCGACGGGUCCAGAGGCUGAUCGAUGUCUUCAUCAUCAACCUCGCUGCUUCUGACUUCAUCUUCCUCAUCACGCUGCCAUUCUGGGUGGACAAGGAGGUGUCAGAUGGGAGCUGGAGGGUAGGAUCUUUCCUCUGUAAAGCCAGUUCCUAUGUCAUCUCAGUCAACAUGUACUGCAGCAUCCUCCUCCUCACUUGUAUGAGUGCUGACCGGUACCUUGCGAUCAUGCAUCCCUCUAUCGCCAGACGGGUCAGAACAAGAUCCUAUUCCAGUGGACUCUGCAUCUGUGUCUGGUUAUUAUCCUGCUGCUUAGGGAUGCCAACUCUUUUGUCCAGAGAACUGAAGAAGCAAUACGGAAAGACUUACUGCACAGACAAAGCUGUGACAGAAAGCAAACAGGUCGUAUCACUGAUGCUUUUAAUCCUGGCCUUCUUCUUCCCACUGUUGAGUAUCUUAACCUUUUACUGCUCCAUCACCAAGAGACUCUGUGUGCAUUAUCAGAGAGUGGGGAAACAUGAUAAGAAACUGAGAAAAUCCAUCAAGAUCGUCUUCAUUGUAGUGGCGGCUUUUGUUAUCUCCUGGGUUCCCUUCAAUCUUUUCAAGCUUAUGGCCAUUCUUUUGGGACUCCUGAAGCAGACCGACUGUUUUCCUGACAUGAUUGCCCAGCUGGGCAUGCAGGUGAGCAGCCCUUUUGCUUUUGCCAAUAGCUGUGCCAACCCUUUCAUUUACUAUUGCUUUGACAACUACAUCCGCAGAGCCAUGCUCCGGUGCCUGUGCCCAUGGGUGAAAAUCAGCAGCAGUGGCAACAACUCAGAUACUCUGGACACUCGCCUGAGCCACUCCUUAUCCAAUUUUGUUGCGGGGGAGUAUGCCGCUAGGAAGAGGAAGCGCUCUGUUUCUCUCUGACUGGGAGCCAGGACUGCGGAAGAAGGAACUUCUCUCUCCAAAGAUGGCAGGAAAAGAAAAAAGCGAGAGAAGCUGAAAAAAAGAAACAAGCGACAGAGACAGAGGUGCAAGUGUAAUCCAGCUGGCACUUCAGGUGGGAGGAAAGCUGCUUCCCUUUAAAUGUAGAUAAAUGGAAUAGGAAACCUUAACCACUGAAUUAUGGUUCACAGUGAUCGCCAUGUCACUGCAUGGUGUAAAUCUGAAACCAUUGUACCGAGAAACAUCCACAAAGGCUUACACUGGAACCCCAGUGCAAGUGCUACAAACUACAGAAAAGAACCAUGUGAUUCAGUCAAAGCUGU
Messenger RNA from Chroicocephalus ridibundus (black-headed gull), 1454 nucleotides. It is a transcript of the gene GPR15, whose product is annotated as G protein-coupled receptor 15. Lineage: Eukaryota; Metazoa; Chordata; Aves; Charadriiformes; Laridae. The coding region runs from base 1 to 1113 and encodes 370 amino acids. Gene Ontology annotation, molecular function: C-C chemokine receptor activity; C-C chemokine binding. The record is from RefSeq and is a predicted model, not a curated record. Gene Ontology annotation, cellular component: external side of plasma membrane; membrane. The transcript has a single exon. Gene Ontology annotation, biological process: calcium-mediated signaling; positive regulation of cytosolic calcium ion concentration; G protein-coupled receptor signaling pathway.